GAGUAUGGAUAACGGGAAAAUGAUGAGAACGCCUAUGCCAAGUACUGACAGUGUGAAAGUAGCAGUGCGAGUGCGACCUUUUAGUCAGAGAGAGAAGAAUUCUGGGAGCAAAUGUGUGAUUUCCAUGGAUUCCAGGGCUACUACCACCAUACAAGACCCCAAGAAUCCAGGGCAUGUGAAGACAUUUACUUUUGAUCUGGCAUAUUGGUCUCACAAUGGAUUUCAAAAGGAUAAAGAUGGUGUCCUUAUUUCUGCUGAUCCUACCAGUAAAUUUGCAAGUCAGAGAGACGUUUUCCGUGACAUCGGAAGGGGGAUUCUGGACAGCGCUUGGCAGGGCUACAAUGCUACCCUUCUGGCCUACGGGCAGACGGGCUCCGGAAAGAGCUACUCCAUGAUUGGCUUCGGUGCAGACAAGGGCAUUCUUCCAAGUGUGUGUGAAGAGCUCUUUCGAACGAUUGAGAAGCAGGAGAGAAAUCAAGAAUACCAGGUUACAUUCAGUAUGCUGGAAAUUUACAACGAACAGAUAAGAGACUUGCUCUCCAGCACCAAAAAGCCUGGGGGACUAAAACUCAGGGAAGAUCACCACCUGGGCUUUUAUGUGGAAGGUCUGAAGUCUGUGCCUUGCAAGAACUAUGCUCAAAUUGAAAAGCUGAUGGAACAAGGAACAAGAAUCAGGACCACAGCUUCAACCAACAUGAAUGCCAGCAGCAGCCGGUCCCACAUGGUAACCACCAUUCAGUUCAAGCAGGUUUUUCUAGACAGAGCCUUUACCAAACAAUCCAGCAUCAAUUUGGUGGAUUUAGCAGGAAGUGAAAGACAGAAAUCUUCAGGAUCUGAAGGAGACAGACUGAAGGAAGGAUCACGGGUCAACUUGAGUUUAACCAAUUUAGGAAACGUUAUCAGUGCUCUGGCUGACGCUGCCCUGGGGAAGAGAGUCCUGCAUAUACCCUACCGAGACUCGGUCCUGACCAAACUGCUCCAGUCGGCUCUGGGUGGGAACAGCAGAACUACUUUGAUUGCAGCCAUAAGUCCAGCUGACAUCUGCUACGAGGAAACUUUAUCGACAUUAAGAUAUGCGGAAAGGGCUAAAAAAGUCCGGAACAAAGCUGUGGUCAACACCUGCACACUGGCAAGAGGGUCAAAGGCAGAGAGCGAAAAACUACUGCUUGGACGUGGAAACUCUGGAGUGGCAGAACACCAGCUGGGGACUCUUGCUGCCCAGGGGACUUGGGCACACCUGCUGGAGCAGGCGUGGAGAGACUGGGAGCAGCAGUACGCGGUCACGGCCCUGGAGCGGCAGCUGACGACAACCCUCCCUUACCUUCUCAAUGUCAAUGAGGACCCACAGCUCACAGGGGUCCUCAAGUACUUCAUCCGCGCGGGUUCGUGUGAUGCUGGUCAGGCUGCUUCCAAUGCCAUCACUCUUCAAGGCCUGGGAAUUUCAGGUAAACACGCUUCCUUCACGAAUUUGGAUGAUAACGUGACAGUCACUCCAUACAGCAAAUGUAAGGUUGUCAUCAACGGGGUGCCUACUACAACCAGGACAAAGCUGCAUCAUUUGGACCGCAUCAUUUUGGGAUCCAACAGUGCCUACCUCUACAUUGGGUUUCCUUCUGAGCGAGGCAGUGAGGACUUGAGCAGAUUUGACUAUGACUUUUUCCAGCUGGAGAGGGCAGCCGUAGAGGGAGUGAGUGUGCACAAGCUUGGUGCUGUGAGCAGUGGAGAUGGCCCAGCAGACCCCAGUGUCCUGGCUGCAUUCCAGGACUACAUCAAACUCAUGCCACUGGUCGCAGAAGCAAAUCAAAUGAGUGAAGAGCUAAAGAAGGGACUUAAAAUGGAAUUGAAGGUGAAGAACUUAGCAUCAUCAGAUUCCAGGGGCUAUGACCUGCAAAAAGAAGUCAUGGUGAAGGUGACAAACCAAAAGACUUGUGAGGUGUGGAUUUGGUCAAAAGCAAAGUUUAUCAAUAGGAAAUUCCUAAUGGAGGAACUUUACCAGCGUUUUCUAGAUGGAGAAGACAGCCCUGUGGCUCAGGAGGAUGACCCUUUCUGGGAUCCCAUCGAGACCGUGCACUUGGGCUCAGCCCACAUUUGGCUCCAGUCGCUUGCCUACUGCAUGCAGUUUGAGGACCAAGUGGCAUUUCUGAACUGUGAUGGGCUGGAGGAGGCAGUGUUGCACAUCCAUAUCAUCCCUUGCUCACCAGCAGGACAGGCACAGAGCGAGGAGAAUGUGGUUAUUGACCCCUUGGAGCUGCUGGGCAAGAGGAUCGAUUUCCAGAUUCAUAUCAUCCGUUGCCUUGGCAUCAAGUGGCUAAAGGAAGAUGCAAAGAGGGGCAUUCAGAUAAGUUACAGAAUUUAUGAUCUCCCAAUCACUUUAUAUACCAAACCUGUAUGGAAAGUUGUGAAUCCCCAAAUUGAAGAGUCUCUCCACUUCACUGCCGUCAAUGCGUCUUGGGAGUUUCUGAAUUACUUACAGACAAAUGCUCUCGUAGUUGAUUUGUGGGGCCUUCAAGAAGGCUGUGCUGAGCUGAGCUGCUCUCAGCUGGACCUCAUGGUCACAGGUGAAGGCCACAUCAUGAUAGACACCAAGAAAAUUUCCAAUGUGAAGGACACAGGUCAGACUACAUCAAAUCAAACACCGGAACUUUAUCUAAAGAUGCUCAAGUUACAGCAGGAGAUGGAACUCCUCAGAAACAUAAACAGAGCCCUAAGAAAGGAAAAUGUGCUUCUCAAGGAAUCAUUGAAGAAAACUGGUUCUGGGCAACAAGCCCAUCAGCCUUCCAAUACCCUGAAGAUAACUCAGAUGACAGCUCAACUGCCAUCAGCCAGUGAGAUUAAUCAAAUGUGCACUCGGCAAGCCAGCUGUGACGGAGACUUUGCCAAAGCACUAAAGGUGUUCUACCAGAGCAUGAAUGUGGCAAGAGGGCAGUUUCUCAGACUGAGACAAUAUACAACCCCCGAAGAUGAUCAAAUGCUCCGGCCAUUUGUAUACCAACAGUCACAGAUGUUAAAGGACUUUGGGGACCUGCUUGAAUCCAGCCUGUGGAAACUGAAAAAUGACAUUGCUCUCAUAGUGAAAAAGAAGAAAGCAUAUUUACUGCACAUCAAACAGUGAGGAUGCAUCAAGCGAAACCUGCAAACACUUGCGCUCCAAGUUGUGAAGAUAACUCUGUGGAGACAAUGGGGCUUAAUUCACCCACUUAACCUAGUUCUACCAUUUUUAAUGGAAACUUUCCUUCAAUUUGAUUUUAAAUCAUAUGAAAGUGAAACCACACGCAGCAUGAAGGUGAAAUGGGAGACCAGAGGUAAAUGGUUAGCAGAAUGAGCUCUGGGAUCAGCACCCAGGGUUAAAUCUUGGUUAAGUGCAUCAUUUAUCAAUUUGAAGAUUUGGGGUAAUUGACUUCCCUUCUCCCUUUAGCAUCACUAUGUGGAUAUGUUUUCAGUAUUUACAGCAGACAGUUAAUAUACAGUGGUGCCUCAGUUCAUGAAAACUUCAGUUUGCGAACAAAAGCAUUUGGCAAAAUUUUGCUUCUGUUCUCAAACUCUGCAUCAAGUGAUGAACACAACUACAGCCACCUUCUCCACACAAACAUGAAUGCGGCCAUCUCCAGAAUCAUGGAACAAACUAAGUUUGUGAACCAAGGUACCACUGCACAGCAACCUUGCACACAGAAGUGAUCAGUAAGCAUUUACCAUU
Molecule: messenger RNA, 3694 nt
Organism: Fukomys damarensis (Damara mole-rat)
Lineage: Eukaryota; Metazoa; Chordata; Mammalia; Rodentia; Bathyergidae
Product: kinesin-like protein KIF28P
Exons: 23
Coding region: 5-3112 (1035 amino acids)
Biological process (GO): microtubule-based movement; cytoskeleton-dependent intracellular transport
Cellular component (GO): microtubule; kinesin complex
Molecular function (GO): ATP binding; microtubule motor activity; microtubule binding
Source: RefSeq, a predicted model, not a curated record